AUGGACAUCAUCCUCGACAUUUUUGAGACAUCUUGUGCGAUUGGCAGCAAAGUUUUCACUAAAACGCGUGCUUCUGUACGCUCCAGAGGCCAGAGUCGUGUCUUCUCUAGGACUUGGCAGAGUCUUAAGGUUGAAGACAUGGUUAGCGCCUUCACCUUCAACGUAGCAACAGAACAAUACCUCUACUGCAGGAAAGGCACCCCUGGAUCCUCAAGCGCCCUCUCGGACUUGGUGAUUCUCGCGGCAGCUGCAUUCGCCACGAGAAUUCAAACAUCGAACUUCAUUGAGUGA
Messenger RNA from Diaporthe amygdali, 291 nucleotides. RefSeq lists its product as uncharacterized. The transcript is spliced from 2 exons. The record is from RefSeq and is a predicted model, not a curated record. NCBI's taxonomy places the organism in Eukaryota, Fungi, Ascomycota, Sordariomycetes, Diaporthales, Diaporthaceae. Bases 1 to 291 code for a protein of 96 amino acids.